Molecule: messenger RNA, 519 nt
Organism: Penicillium manginii
Lineage: Eukaryota; Fungi; Ascomycota; Eurotiomycetes; Eurotiales; Aspergillaceae
Exons: 3
Coding region: 1-519 (172 amino acids)
Source: RefSeq, a predicted model, not a curated record
AUGCAUAUCGAAACUAUCUUCUCUAUCCUAGCAAGCCUAGCUGUCGCCUCCGCCGUGCCCGUUCUACAGGAAUACCCUGUGGUCCCAAUGCCUACGCCCACUAUGCCUGCGAUCGCAUCUUCUUCGGCAACCUAUUCAUCACCUUCAGCAGCAUCUUCCACGCCAGUGGUUCCUGUCGGCCCCUACUCCUGCCCGGAGCACCAGUACAAACAGUGCUGCCAGUCUUUGGCGCAGACCUCGCACGAUAUCAUCCAACCAUUGGGCGAACUCGUGCCUAUUGUUGGAGGCAUCCAGAUAAGCUCAGCGGUGUCAUUCCAAUGCCGGAAUAUGAAACCAGAUGAGCCACCGGAACAGUGCAAUGAACCCGAAUACAGGCCCAUGUGCUGCUCGAAUGAAAACACAAGCGGAGUCAACGCGUGCAAACCAUUCGAGAAAGCAAAGGAAGAAUACUACCGCUCCUUCGGAUAUGGCGGGGAAUCGGAUGAUAAGGUCGAAAUCAUCAAUGACGUUUUUUCAUAA